This is a messenger RNA of Hevea brasiliensis (rubber tree), 1552 nucleotides long. Its product is annotated as CBL-interacting protein kinase 23-like. The transcript is spliced from 8 exons. Gene Ontology annotation, molecular function: ATP binding; protein kinase activity. Lineage: Eukaryota; Viridiplantae; Streptophyta; Magnoliopsida; Malpighiales; Euphorbiaceae. Bases 547 to 1425 code for a protein of 292 amino acids. The record is from RefSeq and is a predicted model, not a curated record. Gene Ontology annotation, biological process: protein phosphorylation.
UGUCGCAUAUUACUUGCCAUAUAGAAAAUUCCGAGGUGAAUAAGCUCCAAAUAAAGCCUUCCCUCACCAACCACCAAACAGUGCUCUUCCCCACCCCAUAGGUUAAGCUCUCAGAUUCUUUACUCAAUUGCUGCUUGCAUGAAAAAAGCUGUGCGUCUUUUCUAGUUCCUUUACGUGAAAAUCUAUGGGUUCUUAUAUGAUGCCACCAUCCUUUUUUGCUUCCCUUCAUUUCUCGAUACACUUCCCUUCGUUGUCGAGAUUUGUAAGGAAUCUUUUUCUUUCUUCGUUUGUUUGAAGCUUGAUCUUCGUAAAGUACUUACUUUCUAUAGCUAGUUUUCGUUUUUUGCUUUAAUUCGAAGAAAAUGAGGGUGGCAAAGUCUCAGGUGUGGCAACCCUGCAAGAAGAAGAGGUCUUGAUGCACAAUCUCUAGGGACAGAGAGAGACGGAGGAUUUGCAUUUUGCAAUUUGAAAUAUUUAAUCGAAGGGAAUUGCAUUUCUAGGUAGAAAAAGUGAGAGUGACCGAGAAUUUGGAAUCUGUAGGGGAGGAUGAAGUCUCGAGGGAGUGCUGCGACUGGCAGUAGGACGCGCGUGGGGAUGUACGAGCUGGGAAGGACGCUUGGUGAAGGGACAUUUGGCAAGGUGAAGUUUGCUAGGAAUACAGAGACCGGAGAGAAUGUGGCGAUUAAGAUUCUCGAUAAAGAGAAGAUUCUCAAGCAUAAAAUGAUUAGUCAGAUUAAACAUGAAAUUUCAACAAUGAAACUAAUUAGACACCCAAAUGUGAUCCGUAUGUAUGAGGUGAUGGCAAGCAAGACAAAAAUAUACAUUGUUUUGGAAUUUAUUAUUGGCGGUGAACUUUUUGAGAAAAUUGCGAGUAGAGGGAGGUUGAAAGAGGAUGAAGCAAGAAAGUAUUUUCAGCAGCUUAUCAAUGCUGUAGAUUACUGUCAUAGCAGAGGCGUGCACCAUAGAGACCUAAAGCCUGAAAAUCUGCUUCUGGAUGCUAGAGGAGUUCUUAAAGUUUCAGAUUUUGGAUUAAGUGCCCUACCUCAACAAAUUCGAGAAGAUGGGUUACUUCACACAACAUGUGGAACACCAAAUUAUGUUGCUCCUGAGGUUAUAAAUAAUAAAGGCUAUGAUGGAGCUAAGGCAGAUUUAUGGUCAUGUGGUGUGAUUCUUUUUGUCUUAAUGGCUGGUUACUUGCCUUUUGAAGAAUCCAACCUUAUGGCUCUCUAUAAAAAGAUAUUUAAGGCUGACUUCACAUGUCCUCCAUGGUUCUCAUCAAGUGCAAAGAAACUUAUCAAAAGAAUUCUGGAUCCUAAUCCUUUGACAGUAUGCUCCCCUUGCUCAUUCUCUUAUAUAUAUGUGUAUGCAUUUGUGUGUCUCUUAAUUUACGGAAAGAAUGCAUCACUGAAUUAUGAUGCAUGCUAAUGGAAUGCAACAGCGUAUUACUAUUGCUGAGUUAAUUGAAACUGAGUGGCUUAAGAAAGGAUAUAAGCCGCCUAUUUUUGAACAAGCUGAAGUUAAUCUUGAUGAUGUGAGCUCUUUCUUCAAUGAA